AAUGCUGAUGCAAAUAUACUUUGUUAUUACGGUAUUUCUGUUUAUUGGAAUUUAAUGUGUCUAUUUGUGAAAAAGAAGUGCCAUGGCAAAGUUUCGAUGUUGGGUAGCACCACUGAAAUUGGAAACUGGUAGAUAUGGGAACCAAGAUGUUAAUGCAAGAACUUGUUUUCCUUACAGCAGAAAAUAUGCUUCACAUAUUACACUGCUUCCUUUUCGUUGCUGGUGGUUUAUGUACGAGUAGUACAAACAUAGGAAUUACGUUCGAUGGAAAUGGAGACUGCAUGAUUAAAGAUCAUUCAGUUAUUUGUAGGAAGGACUUACCGCAAGUGUUACCAAGGAAUAUCACACAAGUUAGAGUAACGAAUUUUUCACACGACAUCAUCAAUAAGGAAACCUUCAAGCAUGGCAGCUGGUGGUCAGUGAAUUAUCUGGAUGUAACCGUAAAUGAAAAUGUAGAGUUUCGCCUCUAUGACUAUAACUUCUUCGCGCUGAAGAAUCUAGAAACACUCGGAAUGCAUUCGUCUGAAUUGAAGUUCUUCGGGGAUUACAUUUUGAAUGGACUUCGGAAAUUGCAGUAUUUGAAUCUAUCGUCCUGUUUCUAUCUCACAACUAAAACACUGAUAAAUAAUUUGGAAGCACACAUUAAUUUAGACUCAUUAAUACUUGACCAGUUCGGAACGCGGAAUGGAAGGCAUAUAAUAUUGGAUAACGCAUUUUUAAAAAUGAUCAGUCGAUUGAGUAUACGAAGGUUAAGCUUAAGUGGAACUAAUUUAUUACUUCAGGGUCCCCUUUAUGUAGCCAAUCUUUCGUAUUCUUUACAUAUUGUCGACAUUUCAAAUAUAACCUUAGCACAAAAUAAUAUUGACUCUAAAGAUGGAAAGCAAGUUAUCAAUACUGUAUUAUCCAAAGUAAAGAUUUUAAACAUUUCUCAAAUCUCUUCACGAUUCCUACCUGUCAAUUAUAAAUUUAUGACUCAAACAAGAUACAGUCUAAAUUGCAGCGGAAAUUUAACAAAUGACUUUCUUAAACGUGUUUUUAAAGUUGAACGUCUGAAAAUGAAUCAUGUGUUAUCUAGAAUUGUGAAAAUUAAAUCAUUUUACCUGGAUAUUUCAGAGUGUAGAAUCAAUAUUAAGUCAUUGCAUCUCAGAUCUAAUAAUAUACAUUUUUUAAAUGCAACUGUAAAAUGGCCAAGGAAACUGAACUUCUAUGAACUUGACUUGUCUCAAAAUAAGCUAGAAUAUAUAUCCCCCUAUGUUUUCGGAUCUGUCCCCACAUUAGCAAAAAUUAAUCUUUCUCACAAUAAAUUGUAUCUCAUGGCCUCCUAUAUAGAAUUCAAAUUUCUCUUCAGUACUUUCAAAAACUUGUGGUACCUUGAUCUGUCAAAUAAUCAAUUAGCUUGGCUCCCUAAAGCAAUUUUUGCUAACACUUUCAAUUUGACCACUUUAGAUUUAUCUAACAACCAUUUAGCUUCUAUCAGUUUUAGAAUAAAUCAUCUUACGAAACUUCACUUUCUCAACUUGGAAAAUAAUAAGAUUCACUAUAUUGAUGGUGUUGAUUUCAGCAAUCUUCUUUUGUUGAUUCAAACAAUGCAGAUACCUGCGAAUAUAAGUUUCCUUCGCAAUCCUCUUGUUUGCAGUUGCGAAUCGGUAUCUUUUAUUAAAUGGCUGUCUUCCUAUGUUAUAACAAGAUAUAAACCACACUUCAUGUGUUCAUUAGAGGGCAAAAAGAUUCCACUUGAUACUAACGCAGUUGACGAAUCAGAGUUUUUGUGCGUACGUACAACAAUAGAAAUAGCAUCAGUGUCGUCAGGCAUUGCCAUUUUCUGUAUCAUAUCAGUAGUGACGGCGAUUUUUAUGUAUAGAAAGCGAAAAAAUAGAAGGGCAGAAAAUAGGGCUAAUUUUCUAGAGGACUUUAAAAAUGGACUACUACAAGAAAAUGUUUUAUGCUUUUAUCCUUUUCAAGCGAUGACGAAGGAAAUGAUCCGUAUAUCAUUUAUGAACAUCUCACAGAAACUUUAAAGGAAAAAUCUGGGAUUAAGCGAGAAGUUGUCUGUUUAGGUAACACACACUUCAACCUAGGAUUUCCAAUUGUUGAUGAAAUAGUAAGGUGUUUAUCAGAGAGUUGUGUCGCCGCUUUCAUAGUUUCAAACAAUUUCUGUGAAAGCCAUUGGUGCCAAAUGGAACUUCGAGAAGCGUAUGAGCUUAACAAACCGAUCAUUCUUAUUUGCAGAGAGCACAUCGACUUAACACUGAUGACACCUUUGAUGUCUAAAAUAUUCCUACGCUAUACCCGAGCAAAACUUAUCACGAAUGAAGACGGCCGUGUGGAAAUAGUUCCGGGCUACGAACAACUCGCAAGUUCCAUUUUGAAACUUGCUGUAAUGCAGAAUGACAACGUCGCUGUUUAGCAGCAUGUAAAUUCUAUAUUUCAGUAAAGCAGAAAGAACUAUCAAUCUAAAUACGAUUUCAGAUUUACACAACUCAUGCGUUUACGAAUUACAACGUUUUGUUUUUGUUGCGUUUAACGUCACACCGACACAAUUAUAGGUCAUAUGGUGACUUUUCAGCUUUUUAUGGUGGGAUAUAUGUAUUCUUAAUAGGAUGUAAUAGCAUGGCAUCCUAUGAUGUAAUGCUAUAAUGUUAUAAAUAUGUAGUACCAUGCUGGUUCUUUUCCUGGCACCAGAAAAAGUAUUAAUUUUGUAAACAACAUUCUUUGCAUUGAAAUAAAAACGUCUUUUAUGAUACAACUUAACUUCUGUAGAGACAUUCUGUCUUUGGAAUUAGAGUCUCUCAAAGAAGGAUCAGACCUUUAAAUGUCAAAAAUGUAUAUGAUCAGUAAUGCUUUGACAGAAACUUUUGAAUAUGUUGAUAAUGUGUUUGGUGUAAGUGGUCAUGUUAUUGUAACGGCACAUUUUCUGGUAUCCAGCCUUUCUAUUCUGUAAUGCAUGAAACGGUUUGCUGUUAUUCAUAUUUAUAAAUAUGUCAUUCAAAACAUGGCACAUCUUUCGCAUUAUCAUUUGAUUUUCAUUAUUGAUGAAUUGUGUAGAAUUUUUUUCUGUACCCUUUUAAUAAAUAAGUAGUUUUGUUUAAUACUACUUCUGUAUAGUGCUUUGAAUGCCAAUGCUUACAGUCAUAGUGGACUUAUUUGUUUCAGUAACUACUCACCUACAAUUUAUUUUGACAUAUUUAUAAUUGUACAUAACAUUCUACUUAUGAAAAACACCGAACUCUAUUUUUAGCUCAAGGUUACGUGACUAAAACACCGGAUUUUUGUACAUAAAAUAUUUGUGUGUAAUGCUGCUGAAGGCUCUGUAGAAGUCAAAAAGUUGGUUUUAAAUUAAAAUUGUCAAACUAAACCUGCUUUGGUUGUGUGGUUUCAUUACACUUUGGUGUUUUAUUAUAGAUCUGUAUUUAGUUUAAGGUGUGCAAGUUUGAUGACAAUAACAUAUUUUUUUGGCGGUGAAAAUCACUUUUUAGACCCCCAUGUGACCAGUAUUAGACCAGUGAAAUAAGCGGAAUUUACGAUAUCUGUAGAAGUUCUGUAACAAACGCAUUACUUGUAAUAUUUGUGUCUAUCAUAUCAGAGGGAUCCUUUAACAUACAAGAUAUAACUAAUACUAAAGCAAGAUUUUGACGUGAUCUAUUGCUAUUUUUGUUGAUGAUAUGUACCUUUACACUCUAUGUUAUUAAAGGUAAAAAUAAGUGACAGCUUAGACUGGCAUCAGUCGUUAGAGUCUUUUAGAAUAAAUAUCUCUACCAUACAAUCCUCUCUACUCUAAUAGCACAUUUUGAGAAGAAGAAAAAAACAAUACUAGUUUGUUUGCUUGUUUGGUUUGGUAUUAACGCCAUUAUUUUUCAACAAUAUUUCAGUUAUGUAACGGUUAAUCAGUUAUUCUAACUAGUGUUCCUGGAUUCUGUACCAGUAAAAACCAGUUCUUCGCAAGUAACUGUCAACUUUCUCACUUUAAUAAGAUAUGGAGGAAGAAUAAUUUCAGACACAAAGUCUUUUAUCAAAUCGUCACGGAGAACAUACUCCUCGCCCAGGACUCGAGCUCACGACCCGUAGAUCUGUAGAUCUGCGUUCUCGCUAUUGAGCUAAGCGGGCGGGCUCCCAAUACAUACUAAUAGUAUCUUAUCUCUGACUCUAACUGUGAAGAUGAGCCCAGGGAGAAAACAAGUGUCAUUAUGAAGAAGGGAAUAAGCAUUAUUACAAAUUACUUGAUCUCAACAGACUUCGUCUUACUAAGCUUAGCUUUAUUUAACGUCGCAUAAAAUCAACAUACAACAUGAGCUACAAAUGUCUUGUGCGACAAACUAGUAACCUGUAUUAGAUACUUACCUAUGUCUAUUUUACCUCAUACCAAUAUCAUUUUUCACGUCUUAAGUAUGACUCGACUGAUGGCUGAACUCCAUACCUCCCGCACUCAAGGCGGACACUACUGAGCAAAUUGAGGCGAUAUAACAAUAGAGGCGUUAUCUUACUGUACAUAAGACUAUUAUAAAUAUUCAUUACUAACCUGUAAUUGUCAUAUUUAAAAUAAUGGAUAUUUUAAGACUUAACAGUUAGCAGACAAGUGAUAAGUACAGUAACUGCAGUUAUUACGCAAUGUGGUUACAUCAAACAAAAAUGCAUUUUCUAAAGAAUUAAUAAGUAUAAUUGAAAUAUGUCAUUGCUUCACAGAGGUGAUAAUUUAUAGAUCGAACCAUUUUGCCGCCAUGUAUUAACUGAAUAUUAGUAUAGACAUCUAUCCUUGAAGUAAAAAAGGCCGUUGAUAAAGCUAAAUACGGUAAAGCUCAGGGUCCAGAUAACAUACCCUCAGAAGUUUUAAAGAAUGAUACAGUAAUUUUAUUCUUACAUUCACUUUUUAGUAUAUGUUUUAGUAAUGGCAUUGUACCGACAAUAUGGGGAAAGUCUAUUAUCAACCCUAUUCCCAAAUAAGGUUCCGCAGACCCCAGAGAUCCUUUAUCUUACAGAGGAAUUGCACUUGCAUCUUCCAUGUAUAAAAUCUAUUGUUCUAUUCUAAAUGAUCGUUUAAAUGUUUGGGUUGAAGGUAAUGACAAGUUUGUGGAUGAGCAGAAUGGUUUUAGAAAAAAACGUAGUACAAUUGACCAAAUUUCGUCACUUACUAAUUUGAUUGAAACCAGGAAGAAAUUGCAUAAAUCUACAUUUUCUGCCUUCAUCGAUCUCAGAAAAGCUUAUGAUUGUAUUAAUAGAGAGAAGAUGUGGGUAAAGCUGCGAGAAAUGAGUAUUUCUGGAAAAAUGUUGACAGCAGUGAAAUCACUCUACUCAUCUGUUUAUGCUUGUGUUAGGGUUAAUUCCUUUAAGACAGACUGGUUCAGUGUACAAACUGGUUUGAGACAAGGAUGUAUGUUGUCACCCAUAUUGUUUAAUUUGUAUAUCAAUGACUUAGCACUCUAUUUAAAGUCUCUGGUGAUUGAUGUCUCGUUUGAGAAUGAAAGUAUUUGUAUUCUGAUGUAUGCAGAUGACAUAGUUUUACUAGCUGAAAAUGCACAUGACUUGCAAACAUUAUUUAAAUACUUUAAAUGACUGGUGCAAUACCAAUUAUAUGAAUAUUAAUAAUUGCAAAAGUAAAGUUAUUCAUUUUCGACAUAUGUCUGUUCCAAGAUCAAACUGUAUUUUUAUGUGUGGUAAUAUGAUUGUCGAUACUGCAGAUAAGUAUAUACUGUAAAAUCAUUUUAUUUCGUGGGCAUGAAAUUUCGUGGUUUUGGUCAAAACGGCAUUUUCGUGGGGAUAUGAAUUCGUGGAUUUCAACUUUUGAACAUAAAAUGAAUGGGCAUUUUACUUGUUCGUUGAGGUAAAAUUUCGUGGAUUGACUCAACCACGAAAUCAACGAAAAUUAGUCCCCCACGAAUAUUAAUGAUUUCACAGUAUAUCUUGGUAUAGUUUUAAAUGGAUUUCUUAACUAUAAUGUAACUGCAAAAGAGGUAGCUCAAAGUGCAAGUCUUGCGCUUGGACUAGUUAUUGCUAAAUGUAAAGCCAUUGGAGGGGUGCCUUAUGAUAUCUACUCUAAACUGUAUGAUACACUUGUUUGGCCGGUAAUCAACUAUGGGACAGCUAUAUGGGGUUAUCGGUCAUACUCUUGUAUUAACGCAGUGCAUAAUCGAGCCAUGCGUUUUUUCUUAUGUGUUGGUAAAUAUACACCUAAUGCAGCACUUGCUGGAGAGAUGGCUUGGCAGCCCCCUAUAGUACGUCAACAUAAAACUGUUUCAAAUUUUUGGGUGCGUCUUUGUAAUACAUCUGCGGAUAGAAUUAACAAGCGAAUUGCACAAUGGGCUUUUUCUAAAUCGCGUUUGUCAUGUAAGAAUUGGUUUUUCUAUGUUAGAAAUAUACUAACUGAAUGUAAUUUAAACAACUACUGUGGCAUAAAUAACCAUGUGUCUAAACGAGUUGUCGUAGAAAAUGUUGUGAAGAUAUCAAUGGAAAAAUUUGUACACAAUUGGGCAUACUCUGUUAACAGAAUUGACAGCACGUCUGGUAGAGGACGGAACAAACUUAGAACUUACUGUAUUUUGAAAUCCGGUUUUUAUGUAGAAAGUUAUUGUAAAAUGAUAAUGCCAUUGCAACAUAGGUCAGCAUUUUUGUAAAUUUCGCUGUGGUGUUGCACCUAUAAGGUUGGAAACAGGCCGGUACGAAAAUUUAAGUUUAGAAGAUAGAAAGUGUCCAUUUUGUGAUGUUGUAGAAACAGAAAAACAUGUAAUUCUUAGUUGUAGCUUGUAUGAUGAUUUGAGGGAGACUUUAUUCCACCAUGCAUUGAAUGCCGAACCUAAUUUCCUUGCUUUAUUAGAAACUGAACAGUUUAUUGUGUUGUUCACAUAUCCAUCAUUAGUCAGAAGAUUUGCCAAAACCUGUAGUGAUAUUUUAAGUAGAAGACAAUUUUAUCUUUGUAAAUAAUGCUAAGGUACACUUUUACAAUUGUUUACCUAGGUAAAAAAAUGUUUAGCUCCACUGUUCGAAGAAAAUCGGUGCUACUCUCCUAGUGCCCUGGUGGCGGCGUGUACCUUUUCUUUUUGGCUAAAUUUUUUCGUCAACCUUUGCUUUUCUUUGUUCUUUGUGCUUAAAGCUUAUUGUAACUUCAUGUUAACAUUGCUCCGCAUGCAAAUUAAAUAUGCAGGGGCUGGGCCGAUACUUAAGGUCAAUGUCACCAAGGUGUUAACUCUUUGUCCUUUUCAGAUAAUCAAGAUAUUAUUUUCAAGGUAAUGGUUUUUCUGCAACCUUUGUUUUUCUUAUAUAUAUUUGUUACUAUUGCUUGUAUGCUAUUGAUAAAUUGACAUAAAUAUUGUCCAGCAUGCAAACGGGGUAUAUAAGGGGGCUGGGCACACUAUACAUAAGGUCAAGGUCAUGUUCCCGGAAGCUUUCUUUAUAGACAUAGUUUUAGUAUGUAAGUAGAGGUCUUUAUUGUGAAAUAAAUUUAUUUUACCUUCAAAUUGCCGAAUAGUGGAGCAAGCUGUCUUGUGGACAGCUCUUGAUAUUUAAAUGAUUGUUUUAUUUUCUUGUAUAAUUUUUGAUAAGAAGUGGGUGCUAAUUAGCUCAUCAACAAUUUGAUGAGAUAAAAUCAUUUUACUUGGUUUUCAGUACCGCUAAAUUUAAAUUUGGCUGUUUUCUUAUAUAUGGUUUUAUGGGCAUACCUCAACAUUUUAUUUGAGCUUAUUAGCAACUACAUCAUU
Messenger RNA from Mercenaria mercenaria, 7685 nucleotides. Its product is annotated as toll-like receptor 4. The transcript is spliced from 3 exons. Gene Ontology annotation, molecular function: protein binding. The record is from RefSeq and is a predicted model, not a curated record. NCBI's taxonomy places the organism in Eukaryota, Metazoa, Mollusca, Bivalvia, Venerida, Veneridae. Gene Ontology annotation, cellular component: plasma membrane. The coding region runs from base 135 to 2018 and encodes 627 amino acids.